Molecule: messenger RNA, 1072 nt
Organism: Malaya genurostris
Lineage: Eukaryota; Metazoa; Arthropoda; Insecta; Diptera; Culicidae
Exons: 3
Coding region: 140-904 (254 amino acids)
Molecular function (GO): N-acetyltransferase activity
Source: RefSeq, a predicted model, not a curated record
CCUUUUGUCGUGGAACUGUCGAAUUGUCAGGUCCUGUGACAGGACUCCCUGCAUUAGUCCAUCUUAUCUAGUCAUAUUGUUCUGUUAAUUGGACAGUAAUUUUGACGAUUGGUCCACGUUGAAUCGAGAACAAAUUGGAAUGAAACCAUUUGUGGUUAUACGGAAGCUAGAAACUCAAGACAACAUCCAGUGUCAGAAUGUGGUUAAAGAUUUUAUUAUGGCCGGAGCUUGGGAUGCAUUUGUAUCUUGUUUGUUCCGAGAGAUUACCCUCCAGCUAAUCGUCAUUGUCUGGGCCAUAAUGUUUAUAUUUUUUGGAAUACCGCUUUUGAUGUGCUGUAUUGCAAUACCUGUUGUAGUGGGUCUUAUUUUAUUUACUACUUAUGGAAGUUACUUCAACAAAGCUAAUGAAUUAGCUAUCAGAGGAGGCAAUAAGCUUUGCUGGGUAGCGGAAAUCUACGAGCCACGCGUUGUCAAUGGGCUGGUAAAAAGUUUAGAAGUGGAUCAAUUUUAUGACGAUGUUCCAGAAAUAGACAAAAACGAAGCAAACAAAAUGAGGCGAAAAAUAAUUGGUACUAUUAGUUGCAAGAGUCAUUUGUUAUUAGAGAAUUCCGGCUGGAUAUACAGAUUGGCUGUUUGCCCUAAGUAUCCAUUCAGAGAUAUUGCAGAGCAUUUAAUCAAUCGAGUUCUAGUAAAUGCUGUUGAUAACCAGCUGCUUACGGUUGAAACAUCAACUUCGGAAUGUGAUGAAAGCAUUCGAGAAGUUUAUCUCAAAAUAGGCUUUACACUACGUUUAGCUUACCACAAGCAGAUCAUCGGUAAUACAUUAAAAAUAAUGAAAUCUCAGUUAGGAAUCGAUCCUUUCGAAUGGAAUCAAAGUCGAGAGCAAAUCAAUGUCGAAUUGUAAUAAUAUUGGUAUCAUAUCGAACAUCGUCUUUGAACAUUUUUCCGAAACAGUAAGGACUUUUUCUAUUUAUACUAGUAUACCAAAUCUCAGUUGAUUCUGCCGUGAUACUCUUACUAGUACUAGAUUUUUUUGUUGAACAUUUUUAAGAAUACAAUAUAUGACCACUAA